Gordionus sp. m RMFG-2023 is the source of this 837-nucleotide messenger RNA. RefSeq names its product A disintegrin and metalloproteinase with thrombospondin motifs 2-like. Gene Ontology annotation, biological process: proteolysis. NCBI's taxonomy places the organism in Eukaryota, Metazoa, Nematomorpha, Gordioida, Chordodea, Parachordodidae. Bases 216 to 731 code for a protein of 171 amino acids. Gene Ontology annotation, molecular function: metalloendopeptidase activity. The transcript is spliced from 8 exons. The record is from RefSeq and is a predicted model, not a curated record.
UAGUUUACUAUGAGGAAUUAAAACAACGCUCUGUAGGAUUUUAUAAAAUAAGUGACGCGGCAACUUUAAUAAAAUCUUUUUCAAACUAUCAAUUCAGAAAAAAACGGUAUACCCAUACCAAUUGGGACCAUGCUUUACUCUUAACUGGCACAGAUUUGAACCUGAACAACAAAACUCCUGAUAAAGAAAUUACUGGUUAUGGCUGGCUUAGUGGCAUGUGCACCAAUUCGGGUUCUGUGAGUUUAAUAGAAGGAUGGAGAGGUUUCGCUUCUGUCAUGUACGCCGCUCAUGAAAUAGGACACAGUUUAGGUUUGAAACACGAUGGAGAAGGGAAUCAUUGCUAUGGUCAACAUAGCAUAAUGGCUAAUUCUUAUUCUCCCGCUAUCAAGCCCAUAUGGUCAACUUGUAGUCUACAUUCGUUUAACAAUAUUCUAGGACAACAUCUUUGUCUCUAUAAAACGUCUCCUAAUAGAGAUAUUCUAUCCUUGCCAGCUGUCAACGACAGCAAUAAGCUAUACAUGCUACCUGGACUACUAUUCAACAUAAGUCAACAAUGCAUAGAAUCCUUAGGCCUCAAUUCUGAACCUUAUACAAAUCAUAGCGAUGCCUGCAAAUACCUAUAUUGCACUUAUCCGCAAAAAUCUCUCAAUUUAUUUAUAUCUCCAGCUUUAGAAGGAUCUAUUUGUGGAGAAAACAAAGCAUGCAAAAUGGGCAAAUGUGUCAAACUGUAAAUUAUCAGAUACCAGAGCUGAAAGUGCAAUAAAUAAUUCAUAUUAUAAAGACACCUAUUUAAAUCUUUUAUUUGAAAAAAUAAUAAGUGUAUUAUAAAAUAUUUAU